This is a messenger RNA of Haemorhous mexicanus (house finch), 9743 nucleotides long. RefSeq lists its product as uncharacterized. The transcript has 2 exons. The record is from RefSeq and is a predicted model, not a curated record. Lineage: Eukaryota; Metazoa; Chordata; Aves; Passeriformes; Fringillidae. The coding region runs from base 1917 to 2942 and encodes 341 amino acids.
AUGUCACGGGAACAAUACCGAACGUUCCACACGGGGAGGCGGGGAAAUCCCUUGCGCCGCCGCCGUAAUUAAAUGUGCAGUAGCACAGCUCUAACAGUGUCACUCUUACUGACACCAGCAGCUGGUCGAGAGAGUGGCCUGGGAAGAGGACAGACACUGGGGAAGCAGUGACAGCUCUGGCUGGCAUUUCGCACCACUGCGGCCUGGAUUGAGCGCUGCAAUGUCGAAACCGAGAUGCGGGUCAUACAAAUCAGCCUGGGACUGCUGGAAGUUCUGUGGGAACUCAGCACAUCACUCCGGAUGUCCAGAGCUACCGAAAGAACCCUUGGGGAGCUCAGAAGUCAUGGAAUGUUGCCAAAAGUGCCUGGUGGCUUGACUUUGACCCUUCUAAAGAUGUACCACCUGUGUAUGAGGACAUAAAGAGUCACCCGAGUUUGAAUGGUGCAAGAAUGAUAUAUUUACAGAGUGAAAUAUAAGUUUUAGAGUUUUAGUACAAAGGAAUUAUAGAGACAAGAUAGAGAAAUCAAAGCCUGUCUCGUAGUUCUUCUUCUUGUCAUCCAUCUUCUGUGGUGAUGUUGUUAGCAUUUGUAGAUUAGUUCAUGGUGAAGAUGCACUUGCUAACACAAGUAAAAAGUAUUGGGAAUAAAAGGUAAAUAUGUUAUACGUAGUUUUUACUAUAAAAAGACACGGUCGCCCCGUGGACGGUCAGAGUGCCUUUGGCUGCCUUGCUGGUCAGAUCACGGCUGGGCAAAGAGAAAACUAUAUAGAUAAGAAAUAAUAAACAAAUCUGAAGACCAAAAAAUCAGAGUCCAGAUUUGCCCUUUGAAGCACAGGCUGCCCCAGAACCAUCCUACGCGUGUCUGGGCAGAGACAGACAGCCGACCAGACAUUUGGCGUCCCUGGGUGGGCUGUGUCCAAGCGGGCAGCUCCUAGGCGGGCAGUUCCCGGAGCUGGACUUGUUCCCAGGAGAGCACUGAUAACUCCUUGGGAAGGCAACCAGAAGAAUCUGGAGAAGCAGCAGCCAUUGAGAACAUCGCACUCCACUUCUGCCGAAGAAAGCUUGUACCAGAACAGCCCGGACCGGAAUCAGAAAGGCGCCCUGAAUCCAUCUCCUGUCAUCUGCUGGACAGAUAUCGGGAGCCUUCGGACUGCUCUGACUACACAAAUUCAGUGAGAAGGUAAAAAAUUAGGAACAUGGGGAACACAUACUCACAGGAGCAAUUAGAGAUUCUGUCAGCCUUACAAGGCGUGGCAGAGGUGCACACAGAGGGAAUUUCUAAGAAAGAGCUCAAGGAUUUACUGUUGUGGGUGAGAUUUAAUUACCCAUUUUCAGAGACCCGUCUGUUGUUUGAAGUAGGUUUCUGGCAGGAAGUUAAUAGACAUAUAUAUCUCUUAGCUACAAAAAAGGAUGAGACGGCCUUGAAAUUGCUGUCUCCAGCAAGGACCAUGUUAGAGGCUACCUUGGCUAAAUCUCGGAGGUUAGCCAGGCAAUUACUUGUUACAAAUCCCACAGCGGCAGGGGGGAUGAGAGACAGGCUCGGAGCAGAGAUUGACUCUAGUCCCAAUUGGCCCGAGGGAGGCAGCUCCCGAAGAAAGGGAGCAAGGAGGAGUGUCACUGCCUCCAGUCCCACUACCCCGAAAAUCCAAGAGACCUCCAAAACGCCCUGAAACCCCAGAAACUGCAGGGGGUUCAGGCUCUGACUCAGACACAAAUACGAUCCCAAUCCCAGAUGAAUUAAAGUUUUCCCCCAGUGAGACUGAGGAGUCAGGACAUCCUGUAGGGGCGGUUCCUCCCAGUCCACAAAAGCCAAAGGGAGACGGAAAGGGGGGUCGAAGGGGGAUCAGAGGGGUGAGGGAAACGCUUUCUCGCCGCGGCGGUCCUGGCCAGCAGGGGGAGCACGGAGGCGGUGGGGGACAUGAGUUGUAGUGCGAAUUUUGUGAGCACGACACCGAGCGCAGUGGCAAUCUCGGCUGGCGCGGUGCCGGAGACAUGCCCGAGAGGGGGGACUCGUGGGACAUCCGAGAAGAGCUCUCAAAUCAUAGGGUCCACAUCAGAUGCUGGCGGUAAGCUUGGAGCAGCUUCAGAGCUCCAAGCGGCACCCAUAAGUAGACGCAGAGGACGCGCAGUGAUGAUGCAGGACCCAGAAGUCGAGACGCGGCGAUUUGUCCGGAUCGCGGAGCGAAUGCAGGCACAGGCGGGGCAAGGGCUGCACGCACAGACAGGGAGCGUGGAUACAGCGUCAACAGAGGAAGAGAGGGAGUCAGAAACAGACACUAGGGAAGAGACAUCAGAGGUGGAACGAGACAGAGACAGUGACGUCAGUGUAGGAGAGACAAGAAGCAUUUCCGAGGGUGCGCACGCGCGGAAAGUGUGGACAAAGCGCAGUCGGGGGCAAGUCCGAUCCCCUGUGACGUCUCGGGCGAAGAGGGGCCGUGCUCAGAGUUCCACAUCCCGGGGCUCCACCCCCUCUCCGGUUCCGGCCCCCUUGAUCUCAAUCCUUGUGGUUCAAACCUCUCCCAUCCCAGAGAGGCGUUCACGUAUUCAGCCUCCAUUGUUAGCUCAUUCAAAAUUCGUGCAAACUUGGUUCCAACAAUCACAAAUUCUGCACUCAGCCGAAACAGCUGAAGAGCUGAUUGAGUUCGUGAUGUCAUCACGGUCGCCCAAGCAGAUGACAGCACCACCCUGUGGGGGGAUGACCGCAGCGCAAGACAUAUCAGACCUGGUCAGCAGAGCCACAGCGCCAUCUCGUGGCCAGACUGCAACAAUGCACCAGUUUUUUCCAACCACAUAUAAAAAGAAAACCACAUCAAAGAAAACAACACAACAAAUGAAUUAUCCAUCGACUUCAGAAUCUUAUGAAUUUAAAGACACAUCACAUGAAGCACAACUACAAGGAGAAAACAUGAUACAAAUCACAAGAUCGAAAAGAAUUCCGGCAUAGAUGUUUUCAGCAGCAGAAGCAGCAAAGAGCUUUCUACAUUCGUUUGAUACAGCAAGGAAGACACAGCCACAAAAAUUUCAAAUUCCUUUUUCAGAUUUGGGAGUGAAGCCAAAAACCUCAAGUCAAAGAAUGUAGACCAAAGAAUCACCAAUGACCUCCACGACUCCACUGUGCAUGCAGUUGCCAAUAGAGUUUCCAGAAGAAGAACAACAGCCAGUGAAGACGAUAGAUAUUAGAAACGCAUCAAGAAAGCGUUGUCCAAAGAGAAGGAUCUGCUACAGAGAUCAAGAGAUCUGACAAUGCCAGUGACGUAUGAUGCACAGAGCCAGAAUCCAAGGUGAGAAAAGAUGGGUCACGACGUAAUCAAAGACUUAGCAAAGGCCAUUCAAAAUAAUGGGCUGAAUUCACAAUAUUUCAAACAACUCCUGAGGGAGACAUUUAAUAUAUAUGACCUCACACCAUAUGAUAUUCGAAGCCUUGUGUCGAUGAUCCUCACAAACACACAGAAUCUCAUCUGAGAAAAAAGAUGGCGAAGGUAUCUCACAGAGUUGAAGAACAGUUAUCAAAGUGGGCCAAACGCAAACCUCACCGUGGCACAGUUAGCAAGAGAUCCUCCAGAUGACAAUCCAGCAAGCAGUAUGACUUCCAAGGAGAGUGUUGAAUGACGUUAAAGAAGCGGCGCGAAGAGCGAUCUUGCAGAUUGCUCCGGCAAGAGUUCCAGACGUUCCAUUCUCAUGCAUCAAGCAAGGUCCUACAGAACCAUAUUCAUCAUUUAUAGAUCGACUCUCGCAAGCUGUAGAUAGGCAGGUGACAAUCGAAAACGUGACGCAACCUCUCAUGGAAAGUCUAGCCUUUGGCAAUGCCUGUGGGAAAGACAUUCUGUGCUGUUUUCGUGAGCUAGCAAAGGCCUCCUGAAGAAAAGGAGAAGCCCCAUAUCUCUCCUGAAGGAAGACCAAGGUUGUCACCAUGGAGACAGAGUGGAGGAGAGAAAGUUAAGAGAUAUGGACUCUGGCUAGCUUACAGAGUGAGGUGGCUCCCCAAUAACCUACUGGGAACUUUGUUUCUCUUAUAUGACCAAUGGACAUUGAAUGUGUAUGCUGGAUGGGUGUAAGUGUCUUGAAAAGUAUAAAAGCAACCUUGCAAAUAAUAAAUCUCUCUCUUGCACCUUUUGAUGGAGUCGUGUACUUUUGUACCGUGUCAUACUCUAUUGUGACAAAUGCCAACCCAGAUUGUCAACAAGUCAUCACUGCAAUGCCAAGACGACCAUCCUUGGCAGAGAUGGUGGAGGCAUGCAGCAAAGUGAGAACACCUCAACAUGUUGCGUCGAUCAUGAGAGACAAGCUGAGAGAAGAAUAAGAAGCACAGAUGAAAAGACACUCAGAAAAACAGUCAGAAGAAAAAGUGCUGGAAAAAAUGCUUCAACAGCAAAAUGAAAUAAUAGAAAAAGUUCUUGCAACCAUCCAGAAGAAGAACAAUCCAUCAAGAGGACAAUGCUACAAGUGUGGGGUGUUUGGACACAUGAAGAAGAAUUGUCCACAAGCGCAUGCACAAGUGCAAGCACCAACACCGCAAAAACCACUCUGCGCACAGUGCGGAAGAAGAAGGAACUCUGUGAAAGAAUGUUAUUCUCAGACAUACGCAGAAAAGAAUCCUUUACCGUAUCCGAGAAACGGAAAAAGGAGCGUGCCUGCAGAUCGCCAGCGCGCCAUGACGUAAGUGAUAGCGAUGGCACAAGAGCAAGCAAGACAGUCAUCAGAGAACGUCAAGCAGACACCCUCAACAAAGUCCUCAGCCGAUUCCCCAGCGACCCAGACCUCCUCCCACCAAGAGCACAGUGCACACUGGCAGCUUCAAAAUUAAUAUACUUCUUAGAUGAAAGUCAUGUGGAGAUACCAACAGGUGUCCACAGAGAUUCAUACAAGAAGCAAGAUUUUUUAAUAGUAAGACAAGACAGAAGUAGCAUCCUUAGGCUCGUUGUUUCAGCGGACAAGAAUACAGAGCUAACAGUUUUAGCAAGAGUUCUCUGUCCACCAUUGACCGUGGCAGAAAACACUCAAGUCGCAAGACCUUUCACCUUGCCACCACAUGCCAUUGAGCAAGUCAUGUCAAUUUUCGACGAAGAAGGGCUUCCUUUGAAAGAGCAUGUUGAGAUACACACCACAUGGAUAAAGCACAUAAGCCGAGAUCGACCCACACUCACUUGUCAGUUGACUUGUAGAGACAGAACAAUAGCGGUCAGAAGAAUGCUUGACACAGGGGCAGAUGUCACAGUAGUAUCUUACAUUUUUUAGCCCCUUGAUUGGAGCUUGAUUGCACCCUUAGAGUCUCUCUCAGGCAUAGGGGGAGUUUCUCUGUGUCUGCGAAGUGAGAAUUCCAUCGUUGUGACAGAACCAAAAAACAAGAUGGCAAUCAUUCUUCCUUUUGUUGUGCAAAAGCCAAUCACAGUUUGAAGAAGAGAUCUUUUAACACAAUGAGGCACAAAGAUCGAGGUAGAUUUUUAGUCGGAGCCACUGCAGCACUCGCCACACUGAAGCUGACUUAAAAACCAGAUGAUCCAGGUUGGGUAGAUCAGUAGCCCCUUGAACGAGAAAAGUUGAGUGCACUGAAAAACCUAGUCCAAGAACAAUUGCAAAAGAGACACAUCAAGCCAACAGACAGCCCUUAGAAUUCUCCAGUGUUCAUCAUUAAAAAGAAACUAUCAAGCAAAUGAAGACUGUUGCAUGAUCUCAAGAAGAUCAACAAAGUCAUUGAAGACAUGAGACCUCUUCAGCUAGGACUUCCAUCAGUUUCGAUGAUUCCCAGAGAUUAGCCACUUGUGGUCAUUGACCUCAAAGAUUGUUUUUUCAGUAUUCUGCUUCAUCCAGAUGAUGCGCCAAGACUUGCCUUUUCUGUUCCAAGUGCUAACAAAGAAACGCCUCUGCAGCGGUACCAUUGAGUCGUACUUCCUCAAGGUCUGAAGAACUCGCCGACAAUCUGUUAAUAGUACGUGACACGAGCUUUGUCACCAGCGCAGAAAAAAUUCCCGAAAGUGAAGAUCAUUCAUUAUAUAGAUGAUUUGCUCAUUGCGGCAUCAACACAACAAGAGCUGCAAAAAGCUCGUGACUGUGUGAUUGCAAAAGUGCAAAAAGCAAGUUUAGAAAUCAGUGUUUCAAAAAUCCAAGAAGUCGCACCUUAGAAAUAUCUAGAGUAGAAGAUCUCAGAGAAAACAAUAGGACCCCAGAAGAUAGAAGUCAGCACAAAAGUCAACAAUCUGCAUGAUUUACAACAACUCUUAGGAGAAAUCAACUAGAUGAGACCAAUUUUAAGAAUCACGAACAGCGACAUUCCAGCGUUGCUCGAUCUCUUGAGAAGAGACACAGACAUUCGAUCUCCCAAGACACUCACAUGAGAAGCAAAGAAUUAGAAAAAAGUACAGAUGCUAUUCAGAAAAGACAAGCACAUUGAUUUGUUGAAUCGUUUCCUUUUGAGUUGACAGUGCUAAGAAAAAAAACACAGUUCCAUAGUUUGAUCUUCCAAUGAGAUUCAUCUCAAAGAAAUUCUUUAUUAUUCAUAGAGUAGAUUUUCUUACCAUACAAGCCUUCAAAAACAAUUCUCACAGAUUUAGAAAUGGCAGCACAGAUCAUCAUAAAAAGAAGAACAAAAUUGCUGACAAUAGCAAGACAGGAAUUCUCAAUCAUCCAUUUACCUUUGAAGAAAGAUUUUUUCGAUUGAGCAAUGCAAAAAUCGAAAGACUUGUUAAUUGCAUUGUUAGCCUUUCCAAGAACUUACACAAUUAACUUUCCGCAGCCCAAAGUGUUGCAAUCACAAAUAUGUUACAGAGCAAAGCCAAGAAUAAGUAAAGAACCUCUAGACGAGAUCAGUGUUCACUGAUAGCUCAAAGAAGACACACAAGUCAGUGAUCACGUAGAUGAACUCAACGACAGGAGACUGAGACUCAAAUGUGAAGACAGUUCAAAGCUCUCCACAAAUUGUAGAAUUAGCAGCUGUCAGCCAAGCAUUUCAGUUAUUCAAGCAACCUCUCAAUUUAGUCACAGAUUCUGCAUAUGUCACGAGUGUAGUAAGACAAUUAGAAAGUACACUUUUGAAAGAAGCCAACAACAAAGUUUUAUAUUCAUAUCUGGCAAGCAUGAAAACAUUGCUAGAAAGCAAGGAACACGAAUAUUUUAUCACUCACAUGAGAGCUCACACAACACUUCCAAGAUUUCUAGCAGAAGAGAAUGCUCGAGCAAACAAGUUGACAAUGCCCAUUUCACAAACACUUCCAGACAUUUUUGAGCAAGCAAGAUUAAGUCAUGCAUUUUUUCAUCAGAAUGCACAAGUGCUGAUAGAAUCUUUCCGUCUCACAAAAACUCAGGCGAGAGAAAUCAUUAGUGCUUGUCCAAAUUGUCAGCUUCUGCAGCCACCUGCUUCCACAAGAACAGUCAAUCCACAAAGACUGCAAAGUCUUCAACUGUGGCAAGCUGACGUCACAAAAUAUUCAUCAUUUAGAAAACUCAAAAAUGUUCAUGUUUCAGUAGACACAUUCUCAAGAGCAGUCUUUGCUUCAGCACAUGCAGAGAAAACAGCAGAUCAUGCCUGUUCGUCAUUUCUUGCAAGCAUUUGCAUCAUUAGGCGUACCUCAAGAAAUAAAAACAGACAAUGGCCCAACAUAUACAAGCAAAGUGCUUGACAAAUUCCUGAAAAGGUGGAGUGUCAGACACACAUUUAGCAUUUCACAUUCAUCCACAAAUAAAGCAAUCAUUGAAAAAACACAUCACACCCUGAAAUCCCUUUUAGAUAGACAAAAAAGGGGAGAGCCAGAGGUGACGCCUCACAUGAAAUUAAACAAAGAGUUUUAUGUGUUAAAUUUUCUUAACAGUUCAUCUUCAGAGCCCAAUCCACCAAUCUUGAGACAUUUCUCAAAUAGCUCUCAAGCAAAACUAAGAGAGAAUCCUUUAGUUUUGAUCAGAAACCGAGAGUCAAGACAAAUAGAGUCCUUUCAAACUAAUCACUUAGAGCAAGAGUUUAGCUUGUGUUUCCACAGAGCAAAGUCUGAAGUGUCGGUGCGGCACGUGAAGCCAUUUCAGACACAAGAACAAGAAAGCACUGAUGCCAGAAACAAAGAGACAAGCACUCAGAAGAAGCUCAAGCUGCAAGCAAUGACUCAGAAGAAACAAAAGAAUAAAGACUUUAAGAGUUUUCCUUUAAAGUUUAAAGUGAAAAGAUGGAAAUGUUUUUUCACAAAAGUAACGUCAUGAGCUUCAUAAUUGUCUGUUGCUCUAAACAACAAGGCAAAUUUACCUGUUGAUCAACCAAAAAAAAAUGUUUGAGAAGCUUUAGCCCAGGCAGCAAACUUAGAUAGUAUCUGCCUGACACACUCCAGACCAGAGAGACCAUUCUCAGCAUGCAAGGUUCAAGUUGCCAGUGAGCGAGUAGCCGAUUCCAAGACACCCUCCAGUUGAAAUUUCACAAGUCGUUAAAGAUCCUGUGAACGAGUAGUGUGCUUAGAUGCAUCUCCUUCCUGUAGCUUCUACUGAACCUCAAGAAUUAGAAAUUUUCAGAUCCAUGGCAAUAGAGCUAUGCAUGCAGUUUGAAAUUCCAAAUGUAGCAAAAACAAACAAAACCACCGACGUCACUCCAAAUCAUAAAUUUUAUAAAAAUGCAUUGGCUUAGUGCAAGAACACCACGACGACAACCAGAAAGUCACUCCAAGUUCCAGUGCAGUUGCCAAGAAGAUUCUUCUUGAUUUGCAAAGACAGAAUUUGGCACAGUGUUCCUGCAAAUGUCAAGUCCAUGCAGCACUGGAAAGAUUUCAAUGCUGUCACCAGAUUUGAAAUUGCUGAAAGAGCAAAAACAUAAAGAAAAAAGAUCUUUACAACAUUAUAGUGCAGAUUGUGAUGAUGAAGUGUACACUUAAAACAAGGCAAAGAGAAUUGCGACAGCAAUCUUCUCACCUCAGACAGCGUCAGGAGUAGCCUUGACUCAACUAGAUCACAUGAGUUGUUAGUUGAGCAAACAUGCUCAAUCACUCUCUCUUACACUGAGCGACAUGUUGGAAGACAUAGACAGUGUAAGACAGGCAACUCUUAAGAACAGAGCAGCGAUCGAUUAUCUGUUGUUUGCUCAUAGACAUAGAUGCGAAGAGUUUGAAAGAAUGUACUGCAUGAAUCUCUCUAACCAUUCAAAGGCGAUUCACGAAAAUAUCCAAAAAAUAGAAAACAGUAUAAAGAAACUUAGUGAAAUCACUGUCUUAGAUUGAUGACUUAGUUAAGUUCUUUGACCUUUCUCUUUUAUGGAGAGAGCUUUUAAGAAUAGAGUUUUAUGUUUUAUUAGUUCUCAUAGUCCUCAUGCUUUUUGUACCGUGCAUCUUUUUAUGUGUACAGCGUGCCAUGAGUCAAGUUGCAAAAGAAGUGCUUUUGUGCAAACAGAAGGGGGAGAUGUAGGAACUCAGCACAUCACUCCGGAUGUCCAGAGCUACCGAGAGAACCCUUGGGGAGCUCAGAAGUCAUGGAAUGUUGCCAAAAGUGCCUGGUGGCUUGACUUUGACCCUUCUAAAGAUGUACCACCUGUGUAUGAGGACAUAAAGAGUCACCCGAGUUUGAAUGGUGCAAGAAUGAUAUAUUUACAGAGUGAAAUAUAAGUUUUAGAGUUUUAGUACAAAGGAAUUAUAGAGACAAGAUAGAGAAAUCAAAGCCUGUCUCGUAGUUCUUCUUCUUGUCAUCCAUCUUCUGUGGUGAUGUUGGCAUUUGUGGAUUGAUUCAUGGUGAAGGUGCACUUGCUAACACAAGUAAAAAGUAUUGGGAAUAAAAGGUAAAUAUGUUA